AUGAGCAGUCCACAGGCGCUUUACUUCAACGGCACAGUCCUGACGAUGGACGACGACCUGCCGAUCGUUUCUGCUGUCGUCACCGACGGUGAGCGCAUUCUGGCAGUUGGAGAGGAGGCGGCACUGCGAGCAGCACUGAAACCGGAUGCGGAAGAAGUGGAUCUCAAGGGGCGGACGAUGAUCCCGGCCUUCAUCGAUCCACACGGGCAUUUCCCUGAUCCCGGUUUCAUUCAGCUCUUCAGGGUCGAUCUUGCUCCGCCACCUCGGGGCGACUGUCUCGACAUCCAGACAGCAUUGAAAAGACUUGCAAAGCGGGCAGCGGCAACGCCGAAGGGCGAGUGGGUCAUGGGCGUGCUCUUCGACAACACAGCCGUUGCCGAGAGAAGAAUGCCAACCCGGGCGGAACUUGACCACGUCUCAAUCGAACACCCUGUCUGGGUGAUCCAUGCGUCGGGGCAUAAUGGCGCUGCCAAUUCCGUUGUCCUGAAUAUGCUCGGCGUCUGCAAGGAAACGCCUGAUCCGGCCGGGGGCCGGUUCGGACGUGAUCUGCAAACCGGUGAACCCAACGGUCUGAUCGAGGGACUGUCGGCCAUGGGCGUCAUGAGUGAUACCGAUUUUCUGAUCGAUCGCGAACGCUUCUGGCCCGGCUUCAACGCCUGUCGGGACGAAUAUCUUUCCCAAGGCGUGACCUUUGCACAAAAUGCCUGGUCAACGCGCAAGAUGCUUGAGCAUUUCAACAGUCUUGCCGAAGGUGAAGAUCCCGGGAUCGACAUUCUUCUGCUUCCGAUCGGGGAGCUAGAGCCGGAUCUUUCCAGCGGCCCGGAGGCGCUGCAAUGGCGCAACAACCGGUUUUUUACGCUUGGCCCGCGCAAGCUGUUCACAGAUGGAGCCUUUCAACUGCAGACAGCUUAUCUCAGCGAACCCUAUUACAAGCCGUUCAACCCCGAUUCUCCGUACGGCAUGACCUAUACGGAGCGCGAGGAGCUGUUCAACCAGGUGCGGAAACUGCACCGGAUGGGGUUCCAGAUCCAUUGUCAUUGCAACGGCGAUGCGGGCACAGACAAUCUUCUGGAUGCGAUUGAGGCCGCGCUGGAAGACUUUCCGCGUCAAGACCAUCGCCAUACCGUCAUCCAUGGGCAGGUUCUUCGGGAAGACCAAAUGGCACGCAUGGCGCGGCUCGGAGUAUCCGUCAGUUUUUUCACGGCCCACAUUCACUAUUGGGGGGACCGGCAUCACGACACAUUCCUUGGGCCGGAUCGUGCGGCGCGCAUUUCUCCGGCCGCCUCGGCCGAGCGUCACGGUGUGCGCUUUACGAUCCAUAAUGAUGCUUCGGUGACGCCGACCCGACCUCUUCACUUGAUACAGUGCGCUGUCAACAGACGCACCGCUUCGGGACGGACCCUGGGUGAAGAAGAAAGGAUUUCAGUCAGAUCGGCGCUCAAGGCACAUACGAUCGAUGCCGCCUGGCAGGUCUUUCAGGAAGACGAACGGGGAUCCAUAUCGGCCGGCAAGCUGGCCGACUUUGCAGUCUUGAGCGGAAAUCCGCUUGAGCAUUCGGAUAACCUGGAUGCCUGUUCAGUCGUUCAGACCAUACGGCGGGGUCAAUCCGUCUUUGAAGAGGCGAGCAGUUGA
Molecule: messenger RNA, 1632 nt
Organism: Effrenium voratum
Lineage: Eukaryota; Dinophyceae; Suessiales; Symbiodiniaceae
Source: the annotation of a GenBank genome assembly